CAGCGUCAUUUUGGAAGGACUCCCCGUCGAGCUUACAAUCUUAUUCCAGGCUAAUUCAGAAGAAACCAUUAUUGACUGUUUUCACAUAGCGGGUCUAUGGGCUUCUAUAGGAGACUAACCUUGUUCUUCGCAUUAAUCAACAUGCAGGCAAGAUGAUGAUCGAGGAGAGCACAAAAGCAAAUUUCUCUCCACUCUUCGGGUUGGACAUUAUCAAUGCAUUGCAAACCAUCCUCGCACGUUCCGAACAAGCGAUCAUUCCGGACCAGCUGGAAACACUAUAUUCCAAGUUCCCAAAUACCGACCAGUCUGCCACCCACAAUGAUCAGAGUAUCCACACCAUCAUCGCCGAACGUCAACAACAGCUGGAUGCAGUUUUGCACGACAUUUCAGGCCUGGAAUCCGUGAUGUAUGGACUCGUAUCGCGUCUCUGGCGCCUGCCAACUGAAGUCCUGUCCCAAAUUUUCCACCAUUGUCUUCUCCCGGAAUCUAACCGCCCAUCAGAGCUAGAAGCUCCCGUGUCGUUAACUGCAGUAUGUCGACGAUGGAGGGAGGUUGCUCUCGACACACCCAGUUUAUGGUGCAGGGUAUCUGUGGGGUUCGACAAAUUGCCGUACCGCUACCUCGAGAACUCGCAAGCCUUCCGCUAUGACGUAUGGCUCAAGCGGUACUGGGGACGUCCACUCUCGUUAGCGCUCGUCUGCGGGGCAGAUGACUCAACCAUGCUACGAAGCCUUCUUCAGCCCUACACCUAUCAAAUCUUGUCUCUGUCCAUCACAUUCUACGAAGAUGCGAUCGAACCCGAACUGUUGUUAGACGACCUCCCAGCACUUCAGGAACUAACCAUACAAGCACUGAAGCAACACAAGGAUAGAUACACUCCAGCCAUCGGACAAUAUCUCCCGCGACUGCCGGCCACUUUGCGCAGUCUCAAGGUCAUUGAGCAGUUUUUCCACAUCGAGCAAACUUAUCGCGGUCUCGCAGGGCUGCACCUGACAAAUCUCGAUAUCGCCAUACUACUACACCAGAGUACAGUCAUCCAAUUGCUCCAGCUAUAUCCCAAUCUCCUCGUUAAAAAUAUACGGGAAAUUCUACCAAAGUGA
This is a messenger RNA of Suillus subalutaceus, 1100 nucleotides long. RefSeq lists its product as uncharacterized. The transcript has 4 exons. NCBI's taxonomy places the organism in Eukaryota, Fungi, Basidiomycota, Agaricomycetes, Boletales, Suillaceae. The record is from RefSeq and is a predicted model, not a curated record. Bases 153 to 1100 code for a protein of 315 amino acids. Gene Ontology annotation, molecular function: protein binding.